This is a messenger RNA of Uranotaenia lowii, 1237 nucleotides long. RefSeq lists its product as uncharacterized. Bases 156 to 1049 code for a protein of 297 amino acids. NCBI's taxonomy places the organism in Eukaryota, Metazoa, Arthropoda, Insecta, Diptera, Culicidae. The transcript is spliced from 2 exons. The record is from RefSeq and is a predicted model, not a curated record.
GGUACCGUUUUGACCUCUAACGAAAAGCCGCGGGAGCUUCGAAUAAAUUCUGAAGAGUAGGCUGAUGUUUUAAUUAUUUUUUUUUUGCGUACUUGAUGAAAAGUAGGUAUAAUUUAUUCAGAUAGUGCCGUCUAACUGAAGAGUAAGAAAAAAGUAUGGAAAUGGCAGCCGGAGAUUUUUGUUGUUCUCACUACGCGACGAUGCAGGCCCAAUGGCGAUUGCGGGAUUGUUUCGGAAGAAUUACAGUGCUUUGCCAAGUUCUGGGGAUUCCAAGUAACGCUGGUGUGUAUCAUCCGGGAUCGGACGAGCUGCUUUUCGACUUCCUGGCAGCGAUAAUAAACCUGGAUCGUUCAUCAGAUGAACGUACCUCACAGCCACAGCUGGCCAGAUUGAUUGGCCGAAUAAAGAAUCCCACAGUCAGAAUAAUUCCACUGGUGUUGGUGACAGAUGAACACAAACCUAUGAUCAAUGUCGAAGAAUCUCUAGUGAUCAAAUCCUUGAAGGCAGAUGGAAAACCGCGAUAUUUGGACAUGAAUGGAAGGUCGUACCCGUCGAUGAACCGGUUCCUGCAUCACAAUCAACUUCCUGAAGGUAUUCUUGUCUACUCCGAGGGAAAAGAGGUGCUUGUAGAGGACGACCGCGGUGGCCUGAAGCUGAAGUUCUUCAGGGUUGGCAAACACGCAUUUUUCGUUGGAAUUGCCGAUGGAAUUGUGGCCGCCCUUAAUUGUAUGGCUUCCGGAGGACUUCUUCUGAUUGGACCACAUCCGGUAUUUGAGCCUGCAUUUCGCUUGACACUCGGCAUCAGCAAUCUCUAUUUGGCGACCCGGGCGACUUCGAUUCUUUUCGAUCUUCUGCGACACGGAGGAAUUCGCACGAUUCAUUUAAAAAUUCUCAACUGUGCUCUCGUAAUCAUAAGCUUGGUUUCGUUAGUGUUUGCCUGUCUUCAACCUGGACCGAACAUUUUCGGCAUGACUCAAACGGCAGGCCGGAUUACCCUGGGACUUUGUCUCUCGACGGUGCUUCUCUGGGUGCUGUUUCAGAAACCGUGAAAUUUGGUGGUCAGGAUCGACCUCUUUGAGAAGAAUCUUUAAUGUAUUUUUGAUUUAUUAAUUUUGACACUGCUUAUUAUGGUAUAGAUGUGUAAACGCGGUGACGUUUUCGAAUAUGAAUUUUAAGUAAGGAACUUUGUAAUAAACUGAAAUGACUAAUCUAAUAUAUAAAGAUGAGUUGGACUAUA